AGAAUCAAAACCACAGAAGAAGAGCACAGGCCUCCACUGUCGUCAUGAGUUAACUUGUCACAAAACAGACGUGUAGUUGUAUUUAUACGUAGUUAAAGGUUAUUUUCAGUAUAAGUUAUGGAUAUUGCGUUGUAUCUAAUAGCUGCGGCUAUUCUUAUAGUCUUGAUUGUGUUUGCGUUGAAAGUGCGCAGGAAAACACAGGAAGCUGAUGAACAGCAGCGGCGGGAUGUGGUUCGGGCGGUGGCACCCCCCCAGCGGGCGGCAGCGGAGGACCGGGGAGCCGGGAUGCCUCGCCGGAGGAGGAACCUCGGCACAGUGAUGGCGAACAGGCAACCACAAAGAGCCCAAAGAGAACCUGUGGAACCAGAGGAAGAGCGAGUGGAGGAAGAGGAGGCAGAACAGCAGAGUUUCCAGCCCACAGUGAAAAUGGGAGCCAAAAAGCAGAAAAAACUGGAGGAAAAACAAGCCAAGAAAGCUCAGAGAGAGGCGGAGAUGGAGGAGAGAGAGGAGAGGAAGAGGAUGCAGGAGCUCAGAGAGCAGGAAAGACGACAGGAGGAGGAGAAGGAGCGACUGCUCGAACAAAAACAGGAGGAGGAGGAGCGCCGAGCCAAGGAGGAGCAGGAGAGGAGGGAGGAGGAGGAGUACCUGAAGCUGAAGGCGUCGUUUGUUAUCGAAGACCAAGGAGAGGAGGAGCAGCUGACGGAGGACCAGUCUCGGAGUCUUCUCCAGGAGUUCAUUGACUACAUAGAGAGUUCUAAAGUGGUUCUGCUGGAGGACUUGGCCUCUCAUUUUGGAAUGAGGACGCAGGACGCCAUCGCCAGGCUGCAGGAUCUGUUAGCAGAUGGAUCACUGACCGGUGUGAUCGACGACAGGGGGAAGUUCAUCUCCAUCACCCCAGAGGAGCUGGACUCGGUGGCCCAGUUCAUCCGACAGAGGGGGCGGGUGUCCAUCACAGAACUGGCCCAGGCCAGUAACUCUCUGAUCAGCCUGACGCCGGAGAGUCGUAGCAACGCCUGAAGGACCCACGACCAACAAGCUGAAAGCAGAGGAUGAAGGCCACACAUGACCACACGUCCCAGCAGGACACGACUCCUGUGGGUCAGACCAGUACAAGAAGAACACAACCACCUGUAAAUAAUGACAACUACACACUUCACUGUGUUUUACAGUGAAAAAAAAUCUAAUUACAUUAUG
Molecule: messenger RNA, 1194 nt
Organism: Sphaeramia orbicularis (orbiculate cardinalfish)
Lineage: Eukaryota; Metazoa; Chordata; Actinopteri; Kurtiformes; Apogonidae
Gene: ddrgk1
Product: DDRGK domain containing 1
Exons: 8
Coding region: 118-1017 (299 amino acids)
Biological process (GO): protein K69-linked ufmylation; negative regulation of IRE1-mediated unfolded protein response; cartilage development
Molecular function (GO): ubiquitin-like protein ligase binding
Source: RefSeq, a predicted model, not a curated record